Mizuhopecten yessoensis (Yesso scallop) is the source of this 1442-nucleotide messenger RNA. Its product is annotated as forkhead box protein B1-like. Gene Ontology annotation, molecular function: DNA-binding transcription factor activity, RNA polymerase II-specific; RNA polymerase II cis-regulatory region sequence-specific DNA binding. The transcript has a single exon. The coding region runs from base 289 to 1224 and encodes 311 amino acids. Gene Ontology annotation, biological process: anatomical structure morphogenesis; cell differentiation; regulation of transcription by RNA polymerase II. The record is from RefSeq and is a predicted model, not a curated record. Lineage: Eukaryota; Metazoa; Mollusca; Bivalvia; Pectinida; Pectinidae.
UGUUUUUCAGCCUUAUAUCAACUGUUUGUAAACGGAAUGAAAUUUGUUUUGCGCUUGACAAAUGACUGGAAGGUACAUGUGAUGUUACAAGACAAGAAGCAAGAUUUUUCCACAUCAUCUGUUGAUAAUGACCGGACCGGGGAAGAGUUGUCGUGAAAGUGAUCAAGGAGUGUAAACAUUGGACUUAACAAACUUGUGAAGAAGAAAUUACUGUCUUUUGCCUCAGUAAGCUGUAUUUUUUUCUCGCCCUUUUUUCUGUAUGUGUUUGUAGGAUUAAGUGUCUUCAUCAUGCCUAGACCAGGACGAAACACUUACAAUGAACAGAAACCUCCGUACUCCUAUAUAGCACUUACCGCUAUGGCUAUUCAGUCUUCACAGGAGAAAAUGCUACCAUUGAAUGACAUUUAUAAAUUCAUCAUGGACAGAUUUCCGUUUUAUAGACAAAAUACUCAAAGAUGGCAAAAUUCCCUCCGACACAAUCUGUCAUUUAAUGACUGUUUUAUCAAAAUUCCGAGAAGACCGGACCGUCCAGGAAAGGGUAGCUACUGGGCCCUGCAUCCAAUGUGCGGAGAAAUGUUUGAAAAUGGAAGUUUUUUGAGAAGGAGAAAGCGAUUCAAACUAAACAGCAUGCAAAGAGCCUUCUUAGACCCCCUGAGGCAGUGUUUGGAAUCACCAUAUUUUGCAGACAGGACCCAAUUGUCUCCUGUGAAUCACGCACCUCAACAGUCACCGAGAUUCCAGCCGUAUGGUCACCUGACAGGGCAUGGCAAUUUGAGCUCAUUCAAACAACCUUUUACGAUAGAAAAUAUUAUUGCCCCGGAAAACAAGACGAGUGGUGUACUUCCCCAACCAAUUCUACCCACCCCUCUGCCAGCGUUCGCAACUCAAUUUGCUGGUACGAUGUCGUGUUCUAACUUUGUGACUCCGUACUCAACUGGAGAGAUAUUAUCAUCGCUUGCUUCCUCGUAUGGAAUGGCAGCGGAGUAUCAAACUAUCCUGAAAUCAAACCACGCACUGUCCCACCACCGAAUACCCGCUGUUCCUCUACCUAUCAAACCUUCGCCGUAUUCGGCUCUUUCAUACCAAAGCGAACAGAAUGUUAUAGCUAGUGCUCGUUCAGCCCUUAAUCUUUCAACAACGGGACUAGACAUUGAGCGCUCCAUCAAAAUGGCACAAUCGAAAAGAGAACAUGGACUUGUCUUGUCAAUUGAACAGACGUCUUGAUGGUUAUUGUAAUAUUUCAUAAGUUAACCAAACUGCAAGGGAACCGAACAUUGGAGCUGUGUUUUCAUCCUGAACGCUGGUAAUUGCUAAAAGUUAAGUGAUAUUAAUUCUUUUCAAUUGAAUUGAAGAAUUCAUGUUUUCUAUGGUGUUAUAGCACAGGUAAGACAUGACUGUUAUGUCUAAUUAUUCACUUAUAUUAUCACGUGAAUAAAACAAAA